This is a messenger RNA of Leptopilina boulardi, 3223 nucleotides long. RefSeq lists its product as uncharacterized. The coding region runs from base 283 to 927 and encodes 214 amino acids. The record is from RefSeq and is a predicted model, not a curated record. The transcript has 4 exons. Lineage: Eukaryota; Metazoa; Arthropoda; Insecta; Hymenoptera; Figitidae.
CUUUUCUAGAAAGGAUGUUAUUCGUGAAUUUCAGUAAUUUUACACAGAAAAUAGACAAUUUAAAAUUAAUUAAAAAAAUUAAUUAAUUUUAAAAUUGCAAUUUUUUUUUUUUUUCAUUCACAAAUCAAAAAUAUUUAUCAAUGAUGUUUAAAGAAAAAUUAUCACCGGUUUUCUAUAUCGGAAAAUUCGCAUGACCGGUGUUUUCAAUUGUAUAUAUACACACGCAGCGAUUCAUAUCGUAAUAGACAAGUUUGCAAAAACAAAAUAAAAAAAAAAAAGAUCAUGAUAAUCUUUAUAACGUGCCUUCUUCUUCUUCUAUUCAGUCAAUCACUUUCCGCUCCCGGAAGAGCGGCCGACGAAGUUUUGCUUGGUGAGGUUGACAUUUCCGUGCACGGUUUGGAAAUUACGGAAGAACCUUUUCUGAAGAAAUGUACCGUUGAUGGCAAGGCCUAUUCCCACAGUCAAUCUAUUCCAUCGUACGACACAAAUUCCCAUUGCUUGUGUGUCGCGGGUGAAAUUUACUGUUGGUGGCAAACUUAUCGUUCUUCUCCUUCCACGGAAAAGAGUACCUAUAUCGUUCAAAGUAGUACCGACUACUCCAUCGAAAACUUGGAAGAAGCCUCUGGAGAUCCUUCAGAAGAAAUGAUUGAAGGAAGAGACAGCCACUUCGAAAACAACACGACAAAUACGAAUGAAAUACCUACUUCACCAGCCACGUGCAAUAUCAUGGGAAAAAUAUAUCAUGAAGGCGAGAAAUUACCGCAUACAACAGGAAAUUGUGUGGAAUGUAAUUGUGGACCAGAAGGUCGAAUCAAAUGUUCACCAAAAGACUGUGUCUCAUUGAGAUCAGAAAUUUCAGCAGAUAAUUCAUCAGACGUAGAAUUUGAGAUAUUAAGGCGAAACGGAGAUAUGGACGAAACUUUUUAAUUCAAAGAAUUAAAAUCCAAAACUUGUAUAUUCAAAAUGAAUUAAUUAAUUUUUAUUUACAUAUAUAGAAAGAAUAGACGCUUUAAAUAUAGAUGAUAAAUCAAAAUAUAAGAUCAAAUUGAAAUUUAAUUAAUAGAUUUAAGAAAACUAAAAUUAUUUCAUAUUUUUUAUGGUAAAAAAAAAUAUUUAUACCCUUUCAAUGAUUUUUACUCGCAGUGUAUUUAAAUCCAUAAGAUAUUUUUUUUUAUCGAGAACUUAUUAGAAAAAUCGAAUCUAGAGUGACAUUUAAAAUUUUACUUUAUACACUCGUGUAGAUUUGACAAUCAAGAAUCUACCCAUAUCGAUUAAUAAAUAAUUCAUUAAAGCCCAACGAUUUGUUCUAUAAAAUGAAUCUCCUAACUCAAAAGCCGAAAAAAUUUUUAAUUCGUCACCUUUUCAAAGAAUUUUACAAAUCCUAAUAUUUCUAAAAAAAAUUUUUUAGAGAUCAUUUCUGAAUUUUUUGCAAACAUUUAACUGCUUUUUUGUAAAAAAAAAUAUAAAAAUUUUCUCACAUAUAGUCGAAUGAUAAUUGAAUAAACGUACUAAUUGGGCAUUAAUGAAUAAUCGACUGUUAUAUUCUACUCCACGUGAUACUAAAAAAAAAAAAAAGAGUUAUAUAAACAAAAAGGUGCAAUGCUCUUUAGACUCAAUUAAAAAAUAAUUAUUUGACAAAUAUUAUAUCUCGUUCGUAUUAUUGAAGUUCAAUAUAAUAUUUGAAUAAUUUUAUCACUUUUAAAAGGAGCACAAAAUAAUAAUCAUAUUAAAAUAUACAUAUAAUAUCUACAUAUCGUACAUAUGGAACCAAUUAUCGGAAAACGAUAUUCACAAAAAUCUAUAUACAUGUAAAUAUUAUUUAUAAAAAGUAAUUGCGAAUUAUAUCCACUUUAUCACUGUUUCCUAUUUAUCAAAAUAAUUUUCAUAUAAUGCAUGUUAUUUUAUGAUAUUACUAUUUUUCAUUAUUACUUUAUCUUUCCGUAGUAAAAUUUAUUAAAUUUUAAUUUAAUUAUAAAUUAUUAAAAUAUAAUUCCCCAUUAUAAUAAAAAUAAAAAUCUCCCAUUAAAUUAGUUUAUAAUUAAAUUAAUUUUCACUUAUAAACGAAUUUUAUAUAUAUAUAUAUUUUCUUUUGCUAUAUAUUUUUAAUUAUAACCAAGAAAUAAAUAAGAAUUAGAAUUUUUGUUGCUUUUAUAACGAAUAUGCAACAAAAGAGACAAUAUAGAUAAUAAAAAAAAAAAUUUCAUUCAUACGAUGAAGUAGAAAAUUAGAGAAGAAAUAAAGGAGAAUUGAAUAUAUAAUAAAUGUCAAGUGGAUUUACUCUAUAUUGAAACUAAUAAUAUAUUGAAUAUAAAUGAAUAAAAGUGAAUGAAAAUUGUUAUACGACGACGAAAAAGAAAAAUUUGUUUAUAGAUAAUGAUAAUAAUGAGUAGAUAGACUCCUGUGUGAUACAUAUUGUAUAUAUAACAUACAUUAUUAUAUAUGUUAUAUAAUCUAAUAUAAUAUUAAUACUAUAUAUAAAAAAAAACUUGUAUAAGAGUUUACAAUUUAGAAAUUUUCAUCAUUUUUAGAAGAAAAAAAAAUUUAAAAAGAAAAAUUUUAGACCUAAUAACGAAUAUAGCUACAAAUUAAUUUUAUAUAUAAAUAAAUAUUCAUGAGGAAAUCAACUUUUAUUUUGCAUGUGAUUUAAUUUUAAUUUUUUUUUUCGCGAAUUUUGUUUGUUUUGUCAAGAGUAUAUCAAGUUUUAUGAAUUCUAAACUUUUAUUAUCCAUAACGUUCAACUCCAUCUUAUUUCAGAAAAGUUUAUGAGAUUUUCAAUUUACGCAACCAACAAAAAAUACAAUGAAACUAUAUGUUUUAAUUAAAAAAAAAAAUCAAAUAGUAGUGCACACUUUUAAUAAUUCACAAAGUAAUUAACAUUUUCAUAUAUAUUAUUCUUUUGUAAAUAUAAUCAGAAGCAAAAAAUGAAAAUUAAUUUAAAAAUUUAAAUUAAGUAAGUUGAAUUUAAAAAAAAUUCAUUUACAUUUUUAGUGUGGAGAGUAAUUUAACUUUAAAUUAUUAAAUUCCCUUCCUUUUUCCCUACAAUAUUAUAUAAAAACGACGAGCUUAUAUUUCACAAGUGAAAAUGUGAAGUUAUAAGGAUAUCAUGUAGAUGACUACAGAUAUGAUAUUUCAAGGAUAUCAUAUCACAUUGUUAGAAAAACAAUGUCAAAAAUAAAAAUUAAUGGGAUAGUUUUGAAGAAAUAUACUUGCAAAUCUCAUAAGA